Molecule: messenger RNA, 351 nt
Organism: Porites evermanni
Lineage: Eukaryota; Metazoa; Cnidaria; Anthozoa; Scleractinia; Poritidae
Source: the annotation of a GenBank genome assembly
AUGGCCUCUAACGUUUGUACCAGGCUCUUGCAAAAAAGAUGGAGACCCUACGAGGUAGAGAAUAUUCCUCGCAUUGAAGGAAUUUAUGUGAUAGGCAUUUCCAGACUAUCAGAGGAACCUAAAGUGAUCUACGUCGGUCGAUCAAAUGAUGUCCACCGACGGAUGGUCGAACACCAACGGCAACAACUUGCCAUUGAUGAAUUUAUAAAAGAAGAGUUUGAAGACAAUGAUGGGGAGGAUUUACGAGUCAAGUGGAUAACGGAACAUAAUCAAGAAAUAAAGGAAAUGGAGUACAUUUAUUGCAUUGCUGAAAAAGUGGGAUAUUGGCCCAAGUAUAACAUCAAGCGUUGA